UGUUCAGGAGCAAGAGCACUGAUCGGGGCUAAAGCAAGCAGUAGCCCUGAUACAGGAAAGAUUUGCCUCUCCUGGAUUCUCUCACAGCUUGAUACAACCCAGGUAUCAGUGUUCUGUGUCGUUGUCGGCAGCGUCAUUCUUGUGACCAAAGAAUACCCCUCGCCUUAAAACAUCACUCACCUAUCUCAUCAUGGCACCUGCAAGCCACAUGAACUAUCAGAAGGACGAGAGAGUCCUUUGCUUUCACCAUGAGAUUCUCUAUGAAGCAAAAAUUCUUGACCUGAGGCACAUUGAUCCGGAUGACCGCAAGAGUCCGUACGAGUACCUUGUCCACUACAAGGGGUGGAAGAACACAUGGGACGAUUGGGUCCCGCAAGAUCGACUUCGUAAAUUUACUGAUGAGAAUCGAGAGUUGGCCACGACUCUUCGUCGUGAGGCCGAGGCUGCGUUCCGCCAAAAGAACGUGAAACCCACUGUGAAGAAACGGGGAGGCUCCGAUCGCAGUUCCGCCCGGGACAGUGAGGAGAGGCAAACUUCAGUUCCGGGCCGCGGGACGAAGAGAGCACGAGAAAAUGAUAUUGAAAAGGAGGAGAGCUUCUAUGUCCGGCCAUCAGUGCGGAUUGCCAUGCCCGAUAAUUUGAAAUCUCUUCUGGUCGAUGAUUGGGAGAAUAUCACUAAGAACCAGCAAGUGGUGGCACUGCCAGCCAAAUGUUCAGUUAGCCAGAUAUUGGACGAUUAUGUAAAGGAGGAGAAGCCCAAGAGGACGAGCACGGCUGAUCUAGAUGUUCUUGAUGAGAUCGUCAUGGGUAUUCGCGAAUACUUCUACAAGGCACUAGACAAGAUCCUCCUCUAUCGCUUCGAAAGGGAACAGUAUAGUAUGAUCCGCAAGAGGUGGGAGGAUGGCAAUGGGGAUUGGGCCGAUAAAGGUCCUCUUGAGACCUAUGGCGCCGAGCAUCUGACACGGCUUUUUGCGACCAUGCCUGAGCUCAUCGCCCAGACGAACAUGGACGCUCAAUCCACAACCAGGCUUCGGGAAGAGCUCUCUAAGUUCACACUCUGGUUGAGCCGCAAUUCGGCCAAGUACUUUGCAACUAGGUACACGAAUGCCAGCAACGAGUAUAUCGAAAAGUCGCGCGGUGCUCCAAAUCCAGCUCCGGCCACCGCUACCUCGCGUCUUGUCUGAUGAACUGAAUAUGGGAGUCCUAGCGAUCUGCGGCAGUCGAUCUCGUGGUGCGUUGUUGAUCUUUUCGAAUUCUUUUGGGGGCCAAUUUUUUGUGUUGUGGACUAUGGUCGAGCACUAGUCUUGUGGCGCUCUGAUGCAUGCUACGAUGAUGCUAUCACUGUAACAUUAAUAGGAUAAAAAACCUGGCGGAAGUUUCUGGCGUCCGAAUUGAGUAAUAAUUUGUUUCCUUA
Molecule: messenger RNA, 1413 nt
Organism: Aspergillus fijiensis CBS 313.89
Lineage: Eukaryota; Fungi; Ascomycota; Eurotiomycetes; Eurotiales; Aspergillaceae
Product: MRG family protein
Exons: 4
Coding region: 191-1183 (330 amino acids)
Biological process (GO): chromatin organization; regulation of DNA-templated transcription
Cellular component (GO): NuA4 histone acetyltransferase complex; nucleus; Rpd3S complex
Source: RefSeq, a predicted model, not a curated record